Myripristis murdjan (pinecone soldierfish) is the source of this 1881-nucleotide messenger RNA. It is a transcript of the gene adgrg3, whose product is annotated as adhesion G protein-coupled receptor G3. The coding region runs from base 31 to 1623 and encodes 530 amino acids. The transcript is spliced from 12 exons. The record is from RefSeq and is a predicted model, not a curated record. Gene Ontology annotation, molecular function: G protein-coupled receptor activity. Gene Ontology annotation, biological process: cell surface receptor signaling pathway; adenylate cyclase-activating G protein-coupled receptor signaling pathway. Gene Ontology annotation, cellular component: plasma membrane. NCBI's taxonomy places the organism in Eukaryota, Metazoa, Chordata, Actinopteri, Holocentriformes, Holocentridae.
CUGUGUGAAUCUAAGAUCACAAAUGCGCUUAUGGUCAGCAGGGACAGGAUGAAGAUGUGGAUCACUCUUUUUGUCAUCACACUCAUCUGCUUUUCUACAAUUCAGGCGGAAAACUGUGACACCACUGUUCAAGAGUGUAAGAAGCAGUCCAGCGUCAACUGGAUCAGGUGUUAUGAGCAUAGAAUUGCAUCAUGUACAUGGAACAGAAAAGGGAGGAAAGUGCCACCAGGCUUCAUUCAGGACAACUUCUCUUCAUCUCAUGAGGUUAAAGUGAGUCCUACACUUCAGCACAGGGUGCACAUCCCGUCCUCAGCUCUCCAGAGCAGCAGAGCAGCUUCUGCUGAGCAGGGUGUGUUGCUGGUGAUCUCUGUGCUCAACAGCUCCCACUUUGAGGUCAGUCCACCUCCUCCUCCAGCUAAGGGGAGAUUAUUCACAACCUCUACCCGCGUGGACGGCACUGUCAUGGACGGGUCAGUCUUGUUCGUGAGCGUGGGGAACCAUUCACUAAGUAACCUGUUAGAGCCCGUCAGACUAAUCUUCAAACGUAACAAGAAGGUUCAAAAUGGCACGUGUGUGUAUUGGUAUGACCUGAUGCAGGAUGGAAAAGGUCACUGGAGCAAAGAGGGCUGUGACACCACCUACAACGACAUUGAAUUUAUUUGCAGCUGCAGCCACCUCAGCUUCUUUGCCGUGCUUGUGAACCCUGAAAUAUCAGUGACCAGAAGUAAUGCUGUGAACCUCACCUACAUCACCUCCACUGGAUCGUUGCUGUCUGUCAUACUCACAAUCAUCAGCUUGGCCAUCUACAUGCAUCUACAACGACGACGUCCGGACAAGGCCAUCGGUGUGCAUAUGCAUCUGACCGGCGCACUGCUGUGCCUACAUCUCUGCUUCCUGCUGUGUAGCCUGUGGGCGUGGCUGGAUCAAGGGGAGGAAGACUGGGUGUGCCAGGCUGCCGGACUCCUGCUACAUUGGUCACUUCUGGCCACCUUCAGCUGGGUGGCUCUGGAGGGCUUCCACCUCUACCUGCUGCUGGUCCGAGUCUUCAACAUCUAUGUGAGGAGAUACCUGCUCAAACUCAGCUUGCUGGGCUGGGGUUUUCCCACAGUGAUUGCAGCGGUUUGUGGGAUUUCAGGAGCCUAUGGCAAAUAUACUGUGUCACUGAGUGGCAGCAUCAACCAAACAGCAGCAAAUAUAUGCUGGAUCAGAAACGGUUCCUCGCUGGUCACCUACAUCACGGUGGUGGGCUUCCUGGGCCUGGUGCUGCUGUGUAACUCCUGCAUGCUGGGGCUGGUGGUGGUGAAGUUGUGGGGCAUGAGGGACAGCAGGGAAGGCAGCUGUGGCCUGAAGCAGCCGCACAAAGAGAACAGAGCCAGGCUGUGGAAGAACACUGCCACCGUGCUCGGCCUCAGCUGUGUCCUCGGGUUACCCUGGGCUUUAGCCUGUGGCACCUCCUCCUACAACCCUGCUGGGAUCUACCUGUUCACCAUCUUCAACUCUCUGCAAGGUGUAUUCAUGUUCCUGUGGUCCCUGGCUUUGUCCUGCAAGACUCGGUCAGACUGUAACUCCUCAGUCAAAGACCCGUCCACUCAGAAGAUGAUGGAGACCAGCUUCAACAGCUGAAUCUCAAGGCUAAAACGAAUUAUUUCAUGUGCACAGCCUAUAUUAGGUCUGUAAUGGGCCAUGGCCUCCACUUGUGUUCUGCCACACUUUCUGAUUGUUUUGCUCCUGUAAAUAAACACUGCUGUGAAAAUAUGCGUCAUCCCUACCCUCGGCUUUUGCGACAUUUGACAUCUUUACGGCAAGCAGACCCAGACAAAGAUCGUCUAUCUUCCUGUAAGGGGAGUCACUCAGUGAGUUGUUGCGCUUUGGCGAGGGAAC